Hemibagrus wyckioides is the source of this 2812-nucleotide messenger RNA. Its product is annotated as 4-galactosyl-N-acetylglucosaminide 3-alpha-L-fucosyltransferase 9-like. The record is from RefSeq and is a predicted model, not a curated record. Bases 1311 to 2438 code for a protein of 375 amino acids. Lineage: Eukaryota; Metazoa; Chordata; Actinopteri; Siluriformes; Bagridae. Gene Ontology annotation, molecular function: alpha-(1->3)-fucosyltransferase activity. Gene Ontology annotation, cellular component: membrane. The transcript is spliced from 2 exons.
ACUGAUUCAGUAGGGUCUCAGACUUGGGAUACCAUCAGCCUAAAAACUGUGUUGGGAGGAAAUACAGUGGAACCUCUGCAAUGCCCUCCCUUGUGAAUUUUCGACUUAAGAAUUUGCAAGAAUUUUGCAUCGGUAUAUGAAGACUUUUUGGCAGACAAACAAACUGAACACCUGCUGCACGUCGGUCCGGGAGCCAUUCAAAACGUGUUAUCGUCAGUGGAAAGCCAAGUGAAGCGAGUUUACAAAUUUUUACAUUUUUUUUCCAGUCAGUGAAAGCUGUUUGGAAAGACUCAACCCACGAUACCAACUUCACCUUCAGCAUGCGUUCAAAAGCUAGGUGAUUUUUCGGGUGUUUUUUUGUUGACAGAUCGGUGGUGUGGGUGAUCUGUUCUAUUUUUAGCCCAAGCUUGGUGGCACGACUUCCUGUGAGGAGCCUUGACAUGGAAUGCUUGGCUUGGGUCAGUUCUUUGUAAGCAGCCAUACAGUUUCCAUACGCUUUGCUUUGGUCAUAUUUUUGGGCGGCUGGAACGGAUUAUCUGCAUUUACGUUAUUUAUUAUGGGGAAAUUCGUUUCCAAUACAAAUUUUCACCUUAAGAGCUCGCCUCCAGGACGGAUUAAAAUUUGUAUGCUGAAGUUCCAUUGUAAGCAAACAGGGAAAUAAGAGCUAGUUUAAAUACUUCAGGAAGAAGUAGGUCUUCAUCCAUUGUUUGAAGAUGGUUAGUAACUCUGCUGUUUGGACAUAUUGGUGAAGUUCAUUCCACCACCCUGGUGCCAGAUGUAAACCUACCUCUUACCCUGAGAGAUGGUGGGAUGAGGCGAGCAGUGCUGUAGGAUUAGUGUGAGGACUGAUUAGAGCUUUGAGGUAAGAGGAAACUGGUCCAUUCUUGGUUUUGUAGGCAAGCAUCAGAGUUUUGAAUCUGAUGUGUGCAGCUAGAGGAAGCCAGUGGAGGGAGUUCAGCAGUGGGGUGGUGUGGGAGAACUAGGGCAGAACCUUUGCUUGCCCAAAAAACUACUCCUGAAAACUCUCCUAAGAAUCUGAACCCUGGUUCACAUGAUGAGACAAGACCAAAAUUUUCCCAGCUCCAAAAGUUAUUCAUUAUCAUCCUCUGGUAUGCAGAACCGUUCUUUUAAUAAGUAAUUUGAUGUGAGGAUUUGCACAGAUCCAGAAGUUGAAGAGUAACUGCAGUAACUGACAAAGUGCUGAAUCUUCAAAUCUUCACAGGACACGAUCUUCACUGAUCGCCUCCUCCUUCCACAUUAACCAUGAUUGUGCAUCUCUCCAAAAGUCUGAGAAGUUCAUAGGGCCAGAAAUGACUGCUUGUUUGUUCACAUUUGCAGGAUCGAUGCCGACCAUGUCGGGGUGGAAGUUGUGUCGUUCGUUGUGGUAUGCGAUCUCGCUGCUGUCCGUCUUGCUCAUUGCUCUGCUCUACUACACUCCUUCCUUCCGAUGUCUGACCCAAGAACUCGCAGAACCCAUCAUGAACCCUGGACACCGCCCCGUCUUGGUGCUCAUCUGGCUCUGGCCCUUUAACCAGACCUUCGAGCUCGACCUCUGCAGCUCCCUCUUCAACAUCCAUGGCUGCAUCCUAACAGCCAACCGGGAUUUCAUCGAGAAAGCCGACGCCGUCCUGAUCCACCACAGGGACAUCGCUUGGGAUGCGUCGAAUCUCCCGUGGAUUCCUCGUCCUCCUCAUCAGAAGUGGAUCUGGAUGAAUUCUGAGUCGCCGUCGAACACGGCUCGGAUCCCUGGCCUCGACGACCUAUUUAACGUCUCGCUCAGUUACCGCAGAGACGCCGACAUCAGCGUGCCUUACGGCUCUCUGGUUCCGGUUCACGACGGAUUUGAGGACUUUGUGGACUUUCUACCUUCUGAAAAGGACAAGCUUGUGUGCUGGAUUGUUAGCAACUACAAGCCAGAACACAGGAGGGUGCAGUACUACGAGCAGCUCAGCAAGUACGUCCAGAUUCACGUCUACGGCGAGUUUUUCGAGAGGCACGUUUCCGAGCAGGAAUACAAAGACAUCAUCUCCAGCUGCAAGUUCUACCUGUCCUUCGAGAACUCCGCGCACAAGGACUACAUCACGGAGAAGCUGUUCAAUGCCCUGGAUCUAGGCGCCGUUCCCAUAGUCUUUGGGCCUCCCAGGAAGAACUACGAGUGCUUUAUUCCCGGUGACGCCUUUAUCCACGUGGACGACUUCCCUUCCAUGAGGGCUCUGGCUAAACAUCUCUUUCUUUUACACCAGAACCAAGCCUUGUAUCUCAGGUACUUCAGGUGGAGGAGACAUUUCCGAGUGAAGACCGCUUACUUCCCGGUGGAGAAUGCCUGUCGUUCCUGCGAGUACAUUCGACAGAACCGGCAGUACCAGGUUCUUACAAAUAUGUACCAGUGGUACUGGGAUAUGAGCAAAGAACUUGACCUGCCUCCAUCUUUCUACUAACCUGAACAGCUCCAUGAGUUUUUUUUUUUUUUUUUUUUUUUCUUUUUCUUUCUUCUCUCUUCCUCAGAUUCCUCAGGUUUUUCCAUCAUCUUUCCGAUCCUAAAAGCUGGAAUGUUUGAAAUCAAUACUUAUCUGUAUUCAAUUACCUCAAUGUAUUUAAUUGAAUUAUUCCAACGCAACACGUUUAUUCCUCUUCUUCUGUGACAACAAGUUCCUCCCUAGCGACUGAAGAAAAGGAGCUGGGUUCUGACAUGGAUUGUUUUCUAGCUUCUACGAUCAUGAGACGCUUUAAAAAAUAAAAAAAGGAAAAGACCUGACUGAAAAAAAAAUGAAAUAAAUAAAUGCAAAUAACGCAGUGGCUUUGAGAUUGCGAU